This is a messenger RNA of Seminavis robusta, 879 nucleotides long. The record is from the annotation of a GenBank genome assembly. NCBI's taxonomy places the organism in Eukaryota, Bacillariophyta, Bacillariophyceae, Naviculales, Naviculaceae.
AUGAUGCAUCAAUACUACAGUUACUCCUUGCUUAUAGCAACCCUGAUCCUGAGCUGCACCUUGACAACAGCUUGGCAGCAGCAGCAGUCUCCAACCAACCGAAGAGGUGCCUUGGAAGGAAUUGCGGGGCUUGCCUUUUUGCCCCCUGCCAUUGUUCACGCUCAACCUGCCGAAUUGCAAAACCUUGGAACCCAAGCUCCACUCCCCGGUGCCGAAGACACACCAUUUGUCACAUUACCCAAUGGCGUCAAGACCAAAGAUUUUUCCGUCGGCACGGGCGGCGAAACCGUUUCCGGCAAUAGCCGCGUCUCGAUUCAAUGCAGUGGUCGCCUCCUCAAUCUCAAUGGGGUCGUUUUCUAUAAUACCAAAAACAACAAUCCCGAUGGAUUCGGUGCCGUGCCCUUGACGGUUACACUUGGCCAAAACCAAGCAUUGCCCGGUUUGGAAGCGGGAUUGGUAGGGAUGCGCAAAAAUGGCAUUCGACGCAUCAUUGUGCCCGCCGAAUUGGCAUAUUCCAAGUAUCCCGACCUUGAACCGCAACCCAUGACCGAGUUGGAUCGACGGGCUUUGGACUCGGUCAUUAAAAAUCCGAGAAGGGAUGCGACCAUUCUAUUCGAUGUCCGAUUGGAACGGUUCAAGUAGAUCUGUUAUAGCUACACGAAAAAGUCCACAGGAGGGCGGAUCUGAGGCGAUUCGAUUCAGACUAUCAUUGAGAUGGAUAUGCUUCAUAUGAGAGCAUCGCGCUGUCGCACGGACAAGUUGACGUACUUAAUAAAAUCAAACAAUCGGCUAGAACACUUCUUUGCCUCACUAUUUGUUAGGUAUCCUCAUCUCUCACCUGUAUAUAAGAAGUACUAGCAUUAAAAGGCAAACUACCUA